Molecule: messenger RNA, 3949 nt
Organism: Arabidopsis arenosa
Lineage: Eukaryota; Viridiplantae; Streptophyta; Magnoliopsida; Brassicales; Brassicaceae
Source: the annotation of a GenBank genome assembly
UUGAGCUUAAGAUCAAAACCCACAAGACAUUUUUCCCAAAAUGUCGUCUGUUAAAUUGCAGUUGCAUGAUAAGGGCAACCAUGUGGUGAUGGAUAAUGGCAUUGCACGGGUUACAUUAUCGAAGCCUGAUGGAAUUGUUACCGGAAUCGAGUAUAAUGGCAUCGAUAACUUGCUCGAGGUUCUUAAUGAAGAAGUCAACAGAGGGUAUUGGGAUCUCGUUUGGGGAGGAGCAGGAACCGCUGGUGGAUUCGAUGUAAUCAAAGGAACAAACUUUGAGGUAAUAAUGAAGAAUGAAGAACAGAUUGAGCUUUCUUUCACAAGAAAAUGGGAUCCAUCACAAGAAGGCAAAGCAGUCCCUCUGAAUAUUGACAAAAGAUUUGUUAUGCUUCGUGGAUCGUCCGGAUUCUACACUUACGCCACCUACGAGCAUUUAAAAGAAUGGCCUGCUUUCUCACUUGCCGAAACCAGAAUCGCCUUCAAGCUCAGAAAAGAGAAGUUUCAUUACAUGGCAGUAACGGAUGAUAGGCAGAGAUUCAUGCCAUUGCCUGAUGACCGGUUACCGGACAGAGGCCAAGCUCUGGCUUACCCUGAAGCUGUUCUACUUGUUAAUCCUUUAGAGCCUCAGUUCAAAGGAGAGGUUGACGAUAAGUACCAAUAUUCGUGUGAGAACAAAGACAUUACUGUCCAUGGAUGGAUAUGCACAGAGCAGCCAUCGGUUGGUUUCUGGCUCAUAACUCCUAGCCAUGAGUACCGAACCGGUGGACCUCAAAAACAGAACUUGACAUCUCACGUUGGACCGACAGCUCUUUCUGUAUUUAUGAGUGCACACUACACAGGGGAAGAUCUCGUUCCAAAGUUCAGUGAAGGAGAGGCAUGGAAGAAGGUGUUUGGACCGGUUUUCGUCUAUUUAAACUCUUCUACUGAUGAUGAUAAUGACCCUCUUUGGCUCUGGCAAGAUGCUAAAUCUCAGAUGAAUGUGGAAGCAGAGAGCUGGCCUUACAGUUUUCCAGCUUCAGAUGAUUAUGUGAAAACAGAACAACGUGGUAAUGUUGUUGGUAGACUCCUCGUUCAAGACAGGUAUGUAGAUAAAGAUUUCAUUGCAGCCAAUAGAGGUUAUAUUGGUUUGGCUGUGCCUGGAGCUGCUGGUUCAUGGCAAAGAGAAUGCAAGGAGUAUCAAUUUUGGACAAGAACAGAUGAAGAAGGAUUCUUUUACAUAAGUGGAAUACGGCCAGGCCAAUAUAAUCUCUAUGCAUGGAUUCCUGGUUUUAUUGGGGACUAUAAGUAUGAUGAUAUAAUCACCAUCACCUCAGGUUGUUAUAUAUAUGUGGAAGAUCUUGUAUAUCAACCUCCAAGAAAUGGAGCUACGUUAUGGGAGAUCGGCUUUCCAGAUCGAUCUGCUGCGGAGUUUUAUGUUCCCGAUCCGAAUCCAAAAUAUAUCAAUAAACUUUAUCAAAAUCACCCUGACAGAUUCCGACAAUAUGGCUUAUGGGAAAGAUAUGCAGAACUUUAUCCAGAUAAAGACUUGGUAUACGUAGUUGGCUCUAGCGACUAUAGAAAAGACUGGUUUUACGCUCAAGUCACUAGAAAAAAAGAUAGCAAAACAUAUCAAGGAACAACAUGGCAAAUCAAAUUCGAACUCAAAAACAUUGAUAAGAAUCACUCCUAUACUUUACGAGUAGCCAUCGCAUCAGCUACUUUUUCCGAACUCCAAAUACGUGUGAACGAUGCGAAUGCAAGCCCGUUAUUCACGAGCGGAUUGAUCGGGAGAGAUAACUCGAUAGCAAGACAUGGAAUACAUGGAUUGUACUGGUUGUUCAAUGUGGAAGUGGCUGGAUCUAAGCUUUUAGAAGGCGAGAAUACAUUGUUUCUCACACAGCCAAGGUCCACAAGUCCUUUCCAAGGGCUCAUAAUCCAGACUCCAGAUCAACUAUUGAAUGUUGCAUUCUGCCAAAACCAAACUCCUGAGCCAGAAUCAACACAAGUCUUGCAGCUACAUUACCAAGAUCGAUAUGUGGUAAUAGAGAAUGGAAUUUUUCAAUUAACUUUAUCGAAUCCUGAGGGAUUUGUCACCGGAAUCCGGUACAAUGGUAUCGAAAAUGUGCUCGCGUACACGGGCAAAGAAUAUGAUAGAGGUUACUGGGACUUAGUGUGGAACUUUCCUGGCAAAAAAGCUAAAAAGACCAAAGGCACACUAGACCGGAUUGAAGCAACAAAGAUGGAAGUGAUUACGCAGAACGAUGAACAGAUAGAGCUAUCGUUUUCAAGAACAUGGAAUACGUCUUCAACAACGGCUGUUCCAGUGAAUAUAGACAAGAGGUUUGUAAUGCUGCGAAACUCCUCGGGGUUCUACAGUUACGCCAUCUUCGAGCGGUUACAAGGAUGGCCCGCUGUUGAACUCGAUAAUAUGCGAUUAGUAUUUAAGCUAAACAAGGACAAGUUUCAUUACAUGGCGAUUUCAGAUGACAGGCAAAGGUACAUGCCUCUGCCAGAUGAUCGGAUUCCGCCUCGUGGUCAGCCUCUUGCUUAUCCCGAGGCGGUUCAACUUCUCGACCCUAUUGAGCCCGAUUUUAAAGGAGAGGUGGAUGACAAGUAUGAAUACUCAAUGGAGAGUAAAGACAUAAAAGUUCAUGGAUGGAUAAGUACAAAUGAUUCAGUUGGGUUCUGGCAAAUUACUCCAAGCAACGAGUUCCGAUCUGCUGGCCCUCUCAAGCAAUUCCUAGGCUCCCAUGUCGGUCCAACCAACCUUGCGAUAUUUCACAGCACUCACUAUGUUGGAGCAGAACUAAUCAUGAGUUUUAAAAACGGUGAAGCAUGGAAGAAAGUAUUUGGACCUGUCUUUAUUUAUCUCAACUCUUUUCCUAAAGGAGUUGAUCCACUCUUGCUCUGGCAUGAAGCCAAGAACCAGACGACGAUUGAAGAAGAAAAGUGGCCUUAUAACUUCACCGCUUCAGAUGAUUUUCCUGCAUCUGACCAAAGAGGAUCUGUUAGCGGUAGAUUACUCGUAAGAGACAGAUUCAUAAGUAGUGAGGAUAUACCUGCAAAUGGCUCUUAUGUGGGCUUGGCUGUACCAGGAGAUGUUGGCUCAUGGCAAAGAGAAUGCAAAGGUUAUCAGUUCUGGUCUAAAGCAGACGAAAAUGGAUCUUUUUCUAUCAAUAAUGUGAGAAGUGGUCGUUAUAAUCUCUAUGCAUUUGCUCCGGGAUUCAUCGGUGAUUACCACAACGACACUGUUUUCGACAUUUCUCCAGGCUCAAAGAUUAGCCUAGGAGACUUGGUGUAUGAACCUCCUAGAGACGGUUCAACUCUAUGGGAAAUCGGUGUACCAGACCGAAGCGCUGCAGAGUUCUACAUUCCUGACCCGAAUCCAAGCUUUGUAAACAAACUAUACUUAAACCAUUCUGAUAAAUUCCGACAAUAUGGAUUGUGGGAACGGUAUUCAGAAUUGUACCCCGAUGAAGAUAUGGUCUACAAUGUUGAUGUUGAUGAUUACUCUAAGAAAUGGUUCUUCAUGCAAGUUACAAGGAAGCACGCAAAUGGUGGGUAUAACGGUACAACAUGGCAGAUCAGAUUUCAAUUCGACGAUAAAAUGAAAAACUUAACCGGAAACUUCAAACUGCGAAUCGCUCUAGCAACAUCAAAUGUAGCAGAAUUGCAGGUUCGGGUGAACGAUCUUUCUGCAGAUCCUCCAUUGUUUACGACAGAGCAAAUAGGAAGGGAUAAUACAAUCGCAAGGCAUGGUAUUCAUGGACUAUAUUGGUUAUACAAUGUGAAUGUGCCUGCUGCUUCUCUUCACCUGGGAAAUAACACCAUAUAUCUAACUCAACCGCUCGCCACAAGUCCUUUUCAAGGACUCAUGUAUGAUUAUAUUCGUCUUGAAUAUCCUGAUUCCAUCAAUUAUAUUACUAGAUCAUAGAGUUGUAUUCAGUUUUCCUUAUAAAGUUGGUGAUUAAUA